AGUUUAAAGCGAAAGAGAAAGCCACCUCACCAGCCAAUGGAAGAGGUGCAGGUGGAGGCCAGGAAAACCUCCACCGCAAAGCAGCCACCUGCUGUCGUCCACCGCCCUCCAGCAUCCGGCAGUGGGAUGCCAGCUGUCUCCCACACCAUGCCUAAGGCUGGGGCUGGCUCCCUCUUCAACAGCCUGCAGCGGCGGGAGCAGGCAAGGGCAGAGCAGGCCCAGCUGCUGACGCUCCAGGGCAUCAUGGGCGAAAGCUCCCUGCGGCCCACACCCGAGGAGCACCAUGGCCCCAGCAACACGUGGCCUCAGAAGUGUGGUCGGAGAAAGGGGGGGCUGGGGGCAGCUGCUGCCGGACCCCAGCUUGGAGAGCUGCUGCUCUAUGUCAGGAACCCACUGGUGCAGGACAUUGAUGCCGAAUGCGGGGCAGCCCCCCAGGACCCCUGCCUCUCUGACCCAAAAACCACAUGUCCCCGCCUUUCCCUGGGCUCAGUUCUCAGCCUGGAGCUGCCCCGGGAUGCAAUGGUCCUGGGGUGCCACCGAAGGGCUACAGCAUGGCAGCAGAAGGCAGAGGGGCAAGAGCACAGGCAGAGUGGGGGGAUGAGGCCAAGGGAGCCCACAGGCACACAUGGGGUUGGAUGGCAGGAGGAGGUAGAUAUGGAUGGGUGCAGUCCCCAGGGACCCAGCAAGAGUCUGGGGACAACCCCCAAGAGUGAGCGAGGAACGUGGUUUGAGGAGGUGAGCUUCAACCCCAGCUACAGCCAGCACAGGGCAUACCGUGCUGGGGAGGAGCACCAGAUCCUGCAGCACUCCAGCAGCAUUGGUAAAGACCUCCCGGACUUGAGGCCAAGCCAGCCAUCCCACGUCAGCAUGCAGCAUGAGUGGGUCAGUCGAGAAGGGGAUGAGCUGGCCACCCAGCUUGGCCAGGAUGGCAGCCCCAGUGCCACUGGCAGGGCCAGGCAUCGCAAAGCCACUCGGCUGGAGCUUGGAUCAUCCCCUGUGAGAAGCCCAGGCAGGGCAGGAGCCAUCCCUGGCCCUGCCUCCACACCACGGCCAGCCAGCAGCAGCCAGCCCAGAAGGUCCUCGGCUUCCCCCACUGCCCCUACCCAGCUCUCUGUCUUUGAGUGGGCGCUGGCCUCUCCACAGCCUCACAGCCCUGUGCUGGGCACUGAGGAAGUUUGCCAUCCUGCCCAUGGCCAGUUUGAGGAAGAGGAGGAGGAGCUGCAGGCCAUCUGGGAUGGGGCAGAUGAGCAACGGACACAGAGCCCACCAGGAGGCAGCUGUGCCAGCCAGCGGACAGCAGGGAGCAGGACAGGCAGCUUGCCCAGCCCCAACACCACUGUUGGUGGGCCCCUCAUCCUCUCAUCAGCCAACAACGUGCUAGUGGCCCAGUUCACCCUUCCCACCACUGCCCGGCUGCUCCACAGCCCGUCAGGAGAGAAGAGCCCCAAAGUGGUGCACAGUGGCAGUGGCAGUCCCAGUGGGCUCAAGGUUUCCCCCCACUUGGAGGAGCUGGUGUCUGCAGUCCCCUUGGAUGGCUCCAGUGCCUGGGAUCGGCGGAAGCAUGGGCAAGAAGAAAGAGAGAGCAGCAAUGUUCUUCCGGGUAAAAUGGAGUUUCAGAUGAUGGAGGGGACACUGGAAAGGAAGCACGUAUUGCAGACAGGAGGGAGAAAGGCCAGCUGCCGAGCCUGGGGCCUCUUCCAUGCUGUGCUGAUGAGGCAGACACUGUGCUUCUACCAGGACCGCAGGGACAGCCUCAAGAGCUCCGUGGUGGCCCUUCCCCUGAACCUCUCUGGAGCAAUCUGCACCCCAGAUGCUGAGUACACCAAGAAGACCAACUGCUUCAGGCUUCAGCUGCAGGAUGGCUCUGAGUACCUCCUGAGGGCCCCCUCCCAGCCCCUCAUGAACGAAUGGGUCUCAAAGCUGCAGCAAAACUCAGGUUUCCCUGAAGUGGAUUACUUCCAGGCGGUGGCACAGUGUGUCGAGGGCACUGGUGGUACUGGGGGUUUCAGCAAGGUCCCCAGCCCUGGGAGCUCCCACCUCCAGGGACAUAAUCAGGUCAUGACCACCAGGAGCCAGGAGAUCGUGAUGUUACCCUGCUCAAACACCCGGCUGCAGAGGUCUCUGGGCAGCCAGGAUGGCCCAGCCAAGGGGACUGUGGCAGCAGCAGAGGAUGCUCAGGGGGCUGGGCACAAGGAGCAGCAGUGGUCACCCAGGGGGUCACCCAGGCUGUGGGACAACAUCUGCCAAGAAGAUGACUAUGGGCUGGUGACCAACAAGAGGAGGUCCUAUUCCUUCACCUCAGCGACCUACCAGAAGAUCACCCCAGUGGUCAUGCCCAAGGAGCCAGUGGAGGCCGGGAGCAGCUACUCAGUCACCCUGUACAUAGGGGAGCAAGUGCCAACCAUGCCCCGGGCACGCUGUCAUUCCUUUGUGGCCCAAACAGGGAGCCCCCGGGACACGCUAGGGGAGAAGACCACCAGCCCCCUUCGCCCCAAGAACAAAUCUGUUUUCAAGAAGUUCUUUGGGAAGAAAGAGUGAGCCCCAGCCACAGGGAAAAAGGUCCUAGCCUGCCUUUUAUCCUUCUCUGGGUACCAUCCUGGCAUGGUCUCUGCUCCCAGCACCAGUUCACAGCUCACUGCCUCCCCACAGGAGAGAGGCUGUGUCAAGCAGCUCCACUUCAGCCAGCCCCAGGGCUGCACUGUGCCCCAGCCACCACAACCCCUGGCCUCAGCCUGGCGCUGAGCACCUCUCCUGCCCAGUGCUCUCUCUGAGUGCCACUGGCUCCCCAGGCAUCCUGACGACACACAGCACAAG
Messenger RNA from Manacus vitellinus (golden-collared manakin), 2814 nucleotides. RefSeq lists its product as uncharacterized. NCBI's taxonomy places the organism in Eukaryota, Metazoa, Chordata, Aves, Passeriformes, Pipridae. Gene Ontology annotation, cellular component: cell projection; cortical actin cytoskeleton; cell junction. The coding region runs from base 37 to 2538 and encodes 833 amino acids. Gene Ontology annotation, molecular function: actin filament binding; phospholipid binding. The transcript is spliced from 10 exons. Gene Ontology annotation, biological process: muscle cell development; actin cytoskeleton organization. The record is from RefSeq and is a predicted model, not a curated record.